GAAUUCCUCUCCCUCUCUACUGCUGAUUCAUAUAUCGAGAUAAGAAGGGAAGGGGGAGAGAGAGAGAGAGAGAUGGAAAUAUCAGAAUCAAAAGAGAGAAAGAGAAGAUCUGAUAAUCGCUUCCCUCUCUCUUUCUACUUCAGAAUUGCCAAUCAAAUUAUCAACCAGGCAAAAGUGUAUAGAGAUGAGCAGAACAUCAAUGAUCUUUUUAUUACUUUGAACAGAUAUUCAAGUUUACUAUCAGAGAUCAUACCUCAACACCCCAGUUACUUAACUUACUCUACGAAAGAAAAGCUUCGUCAUCAGAAGACAUUGAAGGAGUUCACCAAAGAAAUGGAAACUUUGAAGCCUCGACUUGGAAGGAAAAUCAAUGAGAUUGACGGACAUCACGUUGAGAGGCCUAACAAUAGUGUGAAUGGUUCUCAUAUCACCUCACAGAAUCCAGAAUAUCAUUCCCUUCCAGGCUGCAAUGAGAGGAAGGGCACCAUCAAAACUAAAACUCACAGUAAGGACUUCUCGACCAAUUGCGUAUCUGUAGUUACAAGUGGUAGUGUCAGAAAUUGCAUCGACCCAGUGGAGAAUAUUGGCUUGGCAUCCGUCAUUACAAUCGAUUCAAGAAUUGGUUGCACACCACCUGAAUCCCCAUGUUUGAUGUCUUCUGCAACGGCAAAGGAUUGCAAUAUCAGCGUGCAUGUCGUCACACAGUCUUCCCCCUCUCCCAUUCUUUCUUGCCUCCAGGAAGCUCCUCAAGCUGCCCAUGUUUCACAUAUCACUGUUUCUGAUUCAAGAAAUGUGAAUUUGAGAUCUUCAUCCUAUGAUAUCACUCAUGAUGUACACAUAUCAGCAAGGUUGAUGGAAGAUUUUCUCGAACUUGCUAGAACUAACACAAACAAAGACCUUGAGACUUGUGGAGUCCUCGGUGCUUUCCUUAAGAAUCGAACCUUUUAUGUUACAACCCUAAUAAUUCCAAAGCAGGAAUCAACUUCCAGCUCAUGCCAGGCAUUGAAUGAGGAAGAGAUUUACGCCAUCCAGGACGAGCAGUCCCUUUUUCCUCUCGGAUGGAUCCAUACCCAUCCAUCGCAGACUUGCUUCAUGUCAUCGAUUGAUUUGCAUACUCACUACUCUUAUCAGGUAAUGCUAGCAGAGGCGUUUGCGAUCGUCAUGGCCCCAACAGAUGCCACAAGGAGCUACGGAAUAUUCCGGCUCACCCAUCCCGGUGGAACUACUGUCUUAAAAGAAUGUGAAAAGAGAGGCUUCCAUCCUCACCAAGAACCGCCAGAUGGGAGUCCCAUUUAUGAGGAUUGCUCCAAUGUUUAUAUUAAUCCAAAUCUGAGGUUUGAAAUCAUCGAUCUUCGUUGAUUUUGUGAUUCAAUAGUUUGAGUCACACGUUGCGAUGAAAAUGGACGGGUAAUAUUUAGGACCAUGUAUUUCAUACCUUGAUGUAUAUAUUUGUAAGCAUGUUUAUUUAAUGUGCUUAUUAGAAAUAUAUGUAAUUGUAUGUGAAAUAUUAGCAGAUGCAGAAAGUUAAUGUUAUGGGGUUUUUCAA
Molecule: messenger RNA, 1546 nt
Organism: Magnolia sinica
Lineage: Eukaryota; Viridiplantae; Streptophyta; Magnoliopsida; Magnoliales; Magnoliaceae
Product: AMSH-like ubiquitin thioesterase 2
Exons: 12
Coding region: 73-1359 (428 amino acids)
Biological process (GO): protein K63-linked deubiquitination
Cellular component (GO): membrane; endosome
Molecular function (GO): protein binding; metal-dependent deubiquitinase activity; K63-linked deubiquitinase activity
Source: RefSeq, a predicted model, not a curated record